Molecule: messenger RNA, 8235 nt
Organism: Rhincodon typus (whale shark)
Lineage: Eukaryota; Metazoa; Chordata; Chondrichthyes; Orectolobiformes; Rhincodontidae
Gene: myo5aa
Product: myosin VAa
Exons: 42
Coding region: 358-5961 (1867 amino acids)
Biological process (GO): vesicle transport along actin filament; actin filament organization
Cellular component (GO): vesicle; cytoplasm; actin cytoskeleton
Molecular function (GO): microfilament motor activity; ATP binding; actin filament binding
Source: RefSeq, a predicted model, not a curated record
GACUUGCUGCUGCCGCCGCCGAUGGGAGGCACGUUGAGCACAGAUUUUCUCGCAGUGUGCAGGAAAGCAUCUUUUUAGGUCUAUCUCUCGUACCCAGAAUGCAUAGCCGGGUAGCAUUUCAGUGACACAGGUAACAUGGCGUUUGGUACCUUAGGCUGAGAUUUUCAGAGGGAGGGAGGAAGGAAGCAGGCGCUCGGUGCAGUUUGCUCCGGGAUUCCUUUUGAUUUGGAAAGCCGAUGUUUUGUUGGAGCUGAUUGACCUCCCUUCCACCCCCGACCGUCCCUUUCCAGUCGCUGAGCAGUGGGGAAGGAGGCUGCUCCGGACGGUGGCACAGGCAGAGACUCGCCCCACGGGAGAAUGGCAGCAUCCGAGCUCUUCACUAAGUUUGCCAGGGUGUGGAUCCCUGAUACAGAGGAUGUCUGGAAAUCGGCUGAGCUUCUCAAAGACUACAAGCCAGGAGACACAGUGCUUCAUCUGAAAUUCGAGGAUGAGCAGGAAACUCGAUAUAACAUUGAUCCACAAACUAAGGAACUUCCACCCCUGCGGAACCCUGACAUCCUUGUGGGUGAAAAUGAUCUCACGGCUCUCAGUUAUCUCCAUGAGCCAGCAGUGCUGCAUAACCUUAAAGUACGCUUCAUGGAUUCGAAGCUCAUCUAUACUUACUGUGAGCGAGUUGUGAUAGCUGCUAUCCUUUUGGCCUAUCCAACAGCACUUUUGCCGAAGAACAGGAGGAAACCAUUCAGCCUUCCUGUCUGCACUGACUUUAAACUGCUCUUAGAUGAACGGAAUCAAUCGAUCAUUGUUAGCGGAGAGUCUGGAGCAGGGAAGACCGUCUCGGCUAAGUAUGCGAUGCGAUACUUUGCGACAGUCAGUGGCUCUGCGAGUGAGGCUAAUGUGGAAGAGAAGGUCCUGGCUUCGAACCCCAUCAUGGAGUCAAUUGGAAACGCAAAGACGACCAGGAAUGAUAACAGUAGUCGAUUUGGGAAGUACAUUGAAAUUGGGUUUGACAAAAGGUAUCGCAUCGUUGGAGCUAACAUGAGAACCUACCUGUUGGAAAAGUCGAGAGUUGUAUUUCAGGCUGAGGAUGAAAGAAAUUAUCAUAUUCUGUACCAGCUGUGUGCCUCUAAACAUUUACCAGAAUUCAAAACUCUCAGGCUGAGCAGUGCUCAAAACUUCCACUACACAAAUUUGGGAGGCAGUCCUGUGAUUGAGGGAAUAGAUGAUGCCAAAGAAAUGAUGAAUACCAGACAGGCUUGCUCUUUACUAGGUAUAAGUGAUUCCUACCAAAUGGGUAUCUUCCACAUUCUUGCAGCAAUUCUUCACUUGGGAAACGUGGCAAUUAAGUCGAACGAGCGUGAUGCUGACAACUGCUUUAUCCCUCCAAACACUGAACACCUGAUCAUCUUCUGUGAUCUGCUGGGCGUGGACUAUGAGCAGAUGUCUCACUGGCUGUGUCACAGAAAGAUUGUCACUGGCUCAGAGACCUAUAUCAAGCCCAUGCCCAAAUUUCAGGCUAUCAAUGCCAGAGAUGCACUGGCAAAACAUAUCUAUGCCAGCCUUUUCAACUGGAUUGUACUCCAUGUCAACCAAGCUCUACGUGCUUCAGUAAAACAGCAUUCCUUCAUCGGAGUGCUGGAUAUAUACGGGUUUGAGACUUUUGAGAUAAACAGUUUUGAACAAUUCUGCAUCAAUUAUGCCAAUGAGAAAUUACAGCAGCAGUUUAAUAUGCAUGUUUUCAAACUAGAGCAGGAGGAGUAUAUGAAGGAGCAGAUUCCAUGGACACUAAUAGAUUUUUAUGACAAUCAACCUUGCAUCAACCUAAUUGAAGCUAAACUUGGCAUCCUGGAUCUAUUGGAUGAAGAGUGCAAGAUGCCCAAAGGAUCUGAUGACACAUGGGCUCAGAAGCUUUACAACACUCACUUAAACAAGAGUGCGCUGUUUCAUAAACCACGCUUGUCAAACAAGGCUUUCAUCGUCCAGCACUUUGCUGACAAGGUUGAGUACCAGUGUGAGGGUUUCUUGGAAAAGAACAAGGAUACAGUGUAUGAGGAACAGAUCACAGUGCUGAAGGCAAGCAAGUUGAGUUUGCUUGCGGAGCUCUUCCAAGAUGAGAAGCCAGCUACCAGCCCUACUGAAGGACGUCCCCCUGUUACCAGGGCAACUGUGAAAUCUGCUAAGCCUCGAUCACUGCAGGCCAGCAAAGAGCACAAGAAAUCAGUGGGACACCAGUUUCGUAACUCCCUUCAUCUGCUGAUGGAGACCCUUAAUGCUACAACUCCUCACUACGUACGAUGCAUUAAACCCAAUGAUGACAAACUUGCUUUCACGUUCGAUCCAAAACGAGCUGUACAGCAGCUUCGAGCUUGUGGCGUACUCGAAACCAUUAGGAUAAGUGCUGCUGGCUUCCCAUCAAGAUGGACGUAUCAAGAAUUCUUUAACCGCUAUCGUGUCCUGAUGAAGCAGAAAGAUGUCCUCAGUGACAAAAAGCUGACGUGCAGAAAUGUCCUGGAAAAGUUAAUCAAGGACAAAGACAAGUACCAGUUUGGUAAAACAAAGAUUUUCUUCCGUGCUGGGCAAGUGGCUUACCUGGAAAAGCUACGAGCAGACAAGCUCAGAGCUGCUUGUAUCAGAAUCCAGAAGACUAUUCGGAGCUGGCUGCAGCGGAAGAAGUAUCUCCGCAUGCGAAACGCCGCGAUUACAAUUCAGCGAUAUGUGCGGGGCUAUCAAGCCAGAUGCUAUGCUCAGUUCCUCCGCAGAACCAGAGCAGCAAUCAUCAUCCAGAAAUACCAGCGAAUGUGUGCUGCUCGGAAAAAUUUCCGACGGAUCCAGUCAGCAACCAUUGUUAUCCAGUCAUUCGUGAGAGGCUUUCAUGGAAGGCGACAGUACCGAGCAAUCCUCCGGGAACAGAAAGCUAUCAUCCUUCAGAAGCACGCACGUGGCUGGAUGGCGAAACGCAAGUACAAGAGGAUCCAGCACGCUGUCGUCUACCUGCAAUGUUGCUAUCGCCGCAUGAUGGCAAAGCGCGAGCUUAAGAAACUGAAGAUUGAAGCGAGAUCUGUAGAGCACUACAAGACCCUUAACAUUGGCAUGGAGAACAAGAUUGUGCAGCUGCAAUGCAAAGUCAAUGACCAGACAAAAGAGAUGAAGUCGCUGCUGGAGAAAUUGAGCAAUUUGGAGGCCACUUACACUACCGAUACGGAGAAGUUGCGGAUGGAGGUGGACCGACUGCGUGCAAACGAAGAAAUUGCCAAAGUAUCUUCGAACAAGAUAACCAGCCUGUUGGAGGAGAUCACCAUUCUCCGCAAGGAACUCAAGGAAACUCAGGCUCAGAAAAAACGCCUCGAGGAAGGAGCAGAGAAAUACAAAGAGGAAACCGAGCUGAUGGUGUCCCAGCUUAAGGAGCAGAACACUUUGCUGAAGAAUGAGAAAGAGGAUCUGAAUCGUCAAAUUCAGGAACAAGCCAAAGAGAUAACAGAAUCAAUGGAGAAGAGAAUGGAGGAAGAGACCAAACAGCUUCAGGUAGACCUCAAUGAUGAGAGGUCCAGAUACCAGUCUCUCCUUAAUGAGUUCUGCCGAUUGGAGGAACGUUACGAUAACCUGAAGGAAGAAAUAUCUUUGGUUAAUGUGUCGAAGCCUGGUCACAGAAGGACAGAUUCUACACACAGUAGUAAUGAGUCGGAGUACACCUACAAUUCCCUGCUUUCCUCCGAGCCGGGAGAACCUGAGGAUGGGACACGAAGACCAGAGGAGCUUCCAGAACAGAAAGGUGCUCUGGAUAUGUCCCUGUUCCUGAAACUACAGAAGCGUGUGACUGAACUGGAACAGGAGAAACAGGGCUUACAGGAAGAACUGGAUCGGAAGGAGGAUCAAGCAUUAAGAAGUAAAGCAAAGGAAGCGGAAGAUCAGCAAGUUAAAGCCAGGGGAGCUGAGCUGGAGUACGAAUCUCUCAAGAGGCAAGAACUAGAGUCUGAGAAUAAGAAGCUAAAGAAUGAACUCAAUGAACUGCACAGAGCCCUGAAUGAGAAGGCCUCCCCACAUGUUACAGCCCCUGGGUCUCCUGCAUACAAAGUCCUACUUGACCAGUUGACUGCAUCAAGUGAAGAGUUGGAGGUCCGUAAAGAGGAAGUUCUCAUUUUGCGGUCCCAACUGGUCAGUCAAAAGGAAGCUAUGGCACAUAAGGAAACAAUGACAGACCCGAUGGUCCUCUUGGAGGAUGUACGCAAAAUGAAGGAUCAAGGUGAAAUAACCCAAGCAUACUUGGGACUCAAGGAAACCAACAGACCAUCACAGGAUUGCCAUUUGCUGAAUGAGGAUGGAGAGCUCUGGAUGGCCUAUGAAGGGUUAAAACAAACCAACAGAUUGCUGGAAUCUCAGCUUCAGGGCCAGAAAAAGAACUAUGAGAAUGAGCUGGAGAUCUUACGUGGAGAGGUUCAGAAUCUCAAAGAGGAGAUCAAUCGUCAGCAGCAGUUAUUGGCCCAGAAUUUGCAACUGCCCCCAGAGGCCCGCAUUGAGGCCAGUCUGCAGCAUGAGAUUACUAGGUUAACCAAUGAAAACCUUUAUUAUGAGGAGUUAUAUGCAGAUGACCCCAUGAAGUAUCAGUUCUACAGGAUUUCGCUUUACAAACGGAUCAUUGAUCUUAUGGAACAACUUGAAAAACAGGACAAGAUUAUCAGGAAGUUGAAAAAGCAGCUUAAAGUGUUUGCAAAGAAAAUCGGAGAACUGGAAGUGGGUCAGACAGAGAACGUAUCUCCAGCUCAGCUAGCCGACGAACCCAUCCGUCCUGUGAAUAUCCCAAGGAAAGAAAAGGAUUUCCAGGGAAUGUUGGAGUAUAAGAAGGAUGAUGAGUUUAAGCUCAUCAAGAAUCUUAUAUUAGAAUUAAAGCCUCGUGGUGUGGCGGUCAACCUGAUCCCUGGAUUACCAGCAUACAUCCUGUUUAUGUGUGUACGUCAUGCUGAUUAUAUUAAUGAUGACCAGAGAGUCCGGUCCCUGCUGACAUCAACUAUUAAUGGCAUCAAGAAAAUCUUGAAGAAACGAAGCGAUGACUUUGAAAUUGUGUCAUUCUGGUUGUCCAAUACUUGUCGCUUUUUGCAUUGUCUUAAGCAAUACAGUGGAGAAGAGGCAUUUAUGAAGCACAACACUCCUCGACAGAAUGAUCAUUGCUUGAGAAAUUUUGACCUUGCUGAGUACAGGCAGGUCAUAAGUGACCUAGCAAUUCAGAUAUACCAACAGCUGACGAAGGUCAUGGAAAAUAUCUUGCAGCCAAUGAUCGUUUCAGGUAUGUUGGAACAUGAGACUAUUCAGGGGGUAUCUGGCCUAAAGCCCACGGGUCUACGGAAGAGGACUUCGAGUGUUGCAGAUGAAGGUACCUAUACUCUAGAUUCCAUAGUCCGGCAGCUGAACAAUUUCCAUUCCACAAUGUGUCAGCAUGGCAUGGAUCCAGAGCUCAUCAAACAGAUCAUCAGGCAGAUGUUCUAUAUCAUUGGUUCUGUCACCCUCAACAACUUGCUUCUUCGCAAGGACAUGUGUUCAUGGAGCAAAGGAAUGCAGAUCAGGUACAAUGUGAGCCAACUUGAAGAGUGGCUGCGGGACAAGAACCUGCAGACCAGUGGGGCAAAAGAAACUCUAGAGCCUUUAAUUCAGGCUGCACAGCUACUGCAGGUGAAAAAGAAGACUGAUGAGGAUGCAGAGGCCAUUUGCUCCAUGUGCAGUAAUCUUACCACUGCUCAGAUUGUGAAAGUCCUAAAUUUGUACACUCCUGUUAAUGAGUUUGAAGAGCGUGUAACUGCCUCAUUCAUACGCACAAUUCAGGUUCGUUUACAAAAUCGAAAAGACUCCCCUCAGCUGCUAAUGGAUGCAAAAUUCAUAUUUCCAGUUACAUUCCCAUUCAACCCAUCUUCUUUAGCACUGGAAAGCAUUCAGAUUCCAAGCAGCAUGAACCUUGGAUUCCUGUUGCGUGUCUGAGGAACACUGAAGAUAUCAAUUCUACAUUGGUCAGAGAAUUAUCAUCCCCAUUCACUACAUACUGCUAGAGCAAUGUUAAAAUAUUUGCAUUAUAAAGGAAUGUGUGCUGAAAUUUAAGAAAGCCAAACACAUUCAUGCAGCACCUGGUGAUGACUGCUGUGCUGCAGUUUUGAUGAAUAUACUUUGAGUUUAACAACUGUAAAUUGAGGUUGUGUCAUACUUUAAUUAUUAGGAAUUUGAAUAAAGGGGAAGUACAACUGCCAUAAAUAGUACCGUUUGUCUUAUAGCUAUUAUUUAAGUCAAUAUAUAAAAGAUGUAGAAUUCAAAGGUCUGUUAAAAUAUAAUCUAGAGAUUAUGUUGUUAGUUUUGGUGUUUUGCUUAGCACAUUUAUUAUAGUUACCGUGUUUAGUGUCCUCUGACUAUGCUGAACUAUACAUUUAGCACUGCACCCAUAUAGUGUUGAGUUGUAAUUCACUAAAAAUAUUUCAUGUCAACUUUACAGCUUUUUCACAGUCAUUUUAAACUUAAUUUAUGCCGGUAAUAAUCACUAUUUUAGGUUCCAAAUUUCACUUAAAGCACAAAAACACACAGAAGGGCAAAAUACGAAAUUCUCUGAAAAUCAUAAAGGCAUUUGGCAACAGGAAAACAAUUAUAGGUUGAACAAUACUUUUUUUUUUCAGUAUUUGAAGUCAUAGCUUCUUUCCCUUUUAAAUGCGCCUUAUUGGAAUUUCUUCCGACUUUGCAAUACAGGAAUUGCUCAAUUAUUUCAUUUGUUCGUAACUGUGUAUGUUAAGAUUGAAGAGGACGACCAUAGAAGUAGAAUUAGAAAUAUUCCCCCCCCCCCCCAGUAUUUGCAAUACAGUGUUUAGUGACCACAGGAGUCAGACAUCAUGCAGGUUGCUGUGACUAUGGUGCAGGCAUCACCCUAAGAGGGCAGCUUCAACCUCAAACCACACCACCCUCCAAAUUCUCAAUGUUGCAGGUCUGUUGUGGUUUCAGUUCUGAAAACUUUUAACCUGAUGUUCCCAAUUUAAGGAUAAUUGGUGCUGUGACUGGAAAUUGAACCGAUAUUGAGUUCAUAAUCACUUUACGGUGGGCAAAAAAAUCCUUAUUGCACCCUUCAUUGUUUACACAUUUUAAGUUUUAAAUAUAUUGAUCAAGCAUCCAAAUUCAGAAACCUGAUUUUCCAAGCAAUGGUUUACGUUAUCUAAAUGGUGUAAUAUGUGUGCCUAUUUAUAAUGCUACUGGAUACCUGAUAUUUAAUUGAAAGCAGAAAGCAAAAGUCUUUCUAGAUGCUAUGGAAUAAAGGGUAAUAAGCUACUCUAGAUUUAUGGAGUUGUUUAAACGUUCCACAAUUAUCACACAAAUCAAUGUUGGCCAAUAUUUUGAUAGAAAUAUUACUGAAUCUGUGAUGCAUCAUUAUCUAUUUUUUGUUUUUGCAUUUUUGUACAUUUCAAUCUGUUAAUGUCUUAAAAUAUAAAAUACCCCAGAUAUGUCUGUUACAAGUUCUCUUUUGCAAGUAUUUGUUUAAUUCAACCCAUUACAGAAUGAAUAGAAGCAUCACAUUUGGCUAACCCGAAAAUAAUAAUAACCUUUGCUCAUUCACAAACGUGUGGUUGUGAAGGGGACAAAUUUGGAGACAGAGAAAUAAAGAUCCUUAAAGAAAGAUUGCCUGGGAAAUCAAUUUGAUCCAAAAUAGUAGUUGUCAGUCCACAAUAUCGUAACUAUUCUACAACAGUAUUUGUUUCUUUGCUUUCAAAAUAAUAUAAAAGCCAGGGUACAAAGUAAAAGUUGUGUUAUGAAUCUCAGCGCAUGUAGAACAAUGUAAAAAUUGCAUUGUUCCUUAAUGAUGUUGAGAAAGUAUGAAGGCAAUUUUCCUUUGAAAUAUUGGUUGUGCACUUUAGUUAAAUCCUAUGCGUAUAUGUAGUUUUCCGUUUCCUGCUUAUAUUGUAUUUUACUUUUUUGUAUCAUAAACUGUUAUGAAACGUAAGUACGUUACUAGUGGUUAGUGUUAAGGAACUGGAGAUAGUUAAAAUAUCAACAACAGCUAGCUAAAACCAAUUGCUGUUGCAUUACCUAGAUCACUAAGGUUGACCGUGGAUGCUUACUUCUGUACUUAACCAGCUAGCAAACAAUGAGUAUGAUAUUGAUGUACAGAAAAGUUAUGAAAACCCUGCAGCAUUUCCUGUUUGUUGCAAUUAGUAAAUGUAUAUUGAACUAGGUACUAAGGUAAUGUCCAACUUGUAAAAACAAAUAAAAAUUUCAACAGUAUAA